AUGAAAGUUGCAUUUUUAGGUCCAUUAGGUACAUAUACUCAUCAAGCAGUAACUCAACAAUUUGGAGAUAUAGAAUUACUCCCGCAGACUAGUAUAGGUGAUUGCUUUGAGAAAUUAAAUGCUAAAUAUGUAGAUUAUGCCGUGGUCCCUUUUGAAAAUUCAACCAAUGGUCAAGUUGUAUUUACUUAUGAUUUAUUAAGAGAUUGGUUAUUACGAUCAAAUUCAUCAUUUAAAAUCGUAGCUGAACAAUUUGUAAGUAUUCAACAUAAUUUACUUUCAAAUUUGAAGUCAAUAGAUGACAUUAAAACAAUAUAUUCACAUCCACAAGUAUGGACACAAGUUAAAAACUUUCUAAAAGAUUUAUCAGUGGUUAAAAUCGAUGUUGAUUCAACAUCCAAAGCAGCUGAAAUUGUAUCAAAGGAUACAACUCAUACUGCAGCUGCUAUAUCAUCAUAUAUGAGUUCAAAAAUUUACAAUUUACCAAUAUUGAAGAAAAAUAUAGAGGAUAAUUCAAAUAAUACCACUAGAUUUCUAGUAUUAGGUUAUGAUAGUUUAGAGGAGUCUGGAGAAGUAACUUCAUCAAUAAUGUUAACUUUAAAUCAUGAUGAUCCAGGUGCUUUGUGUGAUAUAUUAGUCAAAUUCAAAUCAAAAGGUAUAAAUUUAACAUCUAUAAAUUCAAGACCUUCAAAUAUUAAACAAUGGCAAUAUGUAUUCUUUAUUGAAAUGAUGGGUGAUGUAUCAGUCAUUAAAAAUGAACUAAAAGAAAUUUGUUUAGACUUUAUAAUUUUAGGAACUUUCAAAAGGAAACCAAUUAGUAAUGUAUAA
This is a messenger RNA of Insectozyma verbasci, 825 nucleotides long. Lineage: Eukaryota; Fungi; Ascomycota; Pichiomycetes; Serinales; Debaryomycetaceae. The record is from the annotation of a GenBank genome assembly.